CGGCGGGGGUGCGGCGCUGCGCACUGUGACGCUGGCCAGCAGCCGCCUGAAGCCCGUGUGCGACCCGCUGACUCAGAUGCUGACUCAGCUGCACAAGGUGAUGUGGGUGGAGCAGCUGCCGCCCGGACUGGCUCGGGACCACCGCAGGCGGGCGGUGGAGUCGUUCAGGAGACACCUCUUCGCGCAGGGCUCCAACGCGGCCACAGUGAAGGCCGCCCUGGCCAAGCUGCUGGCGGGGCACGGGGACCUGGUGACGGACGCGGCGGGACGACCCAUCGACUUUGGAUCCGUGCCCCUUGCGCCCGGGGAGGGGGACACCACCACCACCCUGCUCGCAC
Astrephomene gubernaculifera is the source of this 338-nucleotide messenger RNA. The record is from the annotation of a GenBank genome assembly. Lineage: Eukaryota; Viridiplantae; Chlorophyta; Chlorophyceae; Chlamydomonadales; Astrephomenaceae.